AUGGAUGACACAGCCUUGACGCCGGUUGGCUUGUCUCCACGUUUUGCGGCACUCUUGGAAGAGCUGGCUGCCGUGCACCUCGAAGAGGUGGGACGGCUCCGACCAGAAACAUGCCAAGCAACACCUUCACGAAUUCCUGCUCCGUCUUCGAUCUCUCCACCGGUUCAGGCCAUUGGCCGCUGUGAUUCCCGAGUCCGCGAUGAAGAUCUACGGGCCACUGUCUCCAGUGGUGCGGGCGCCGUUGCGGGCCUUGAAAGCCAAGGUGCCCAGGCAUCCGCGUCGCUGCGUUCCAUGCAGUCGUCACAGUCGGUUGAUUUGCCGGGGCUGCAGCUGGAGAGCGAAUCUGAAGCCAGCAGCGAUUUGCAUAUUGACACUGGCAUCGAUCGUGUUCGGGCGUUUUUCUUGAGCAGCACUUUUGAGAUGUUGAUUGCCGCUCUGCUUUUUGUGAACGUGUGUUUCAUGGCUGCUCAGCUACAGUACCUCGGCCUGAGAAUUGGCCACAGCAUUGGGUACCCCCGAUACGAUGUCGCAGCGGAAGAGGCAUGGCCGAAUUCCGACCAAAUCUUCCUCGUGGGUGACGUGAGUUUUGCAUCUGUGUUUACGAUCGAAAUGCUGACUCGCAUGUAUUACUUGCGAAUGACAUUCUGGAAGUACACGCUGAACUGGGUUGACUUCCUUGUCGUGUGCAGCUCAUGGCUGGAGUUGUUUGCAGCUGCACUUCUUCCGAUAAGUCCUACGUUUCUUCGACUGCUGCGGCUGGGGAAGUUGCUUCGAGCUAUUCGAGUAGUGAGAAUGUCUGCAGUGCUAGAAUCAUUGCAGCUGCUGCUGAAGUGCAUAUCUGCAAGCGUUCGUAUCCUUUUCUGGUCUUUGUUCCUCUUGAUGAUCAUUCAGAUUAGCGCAGGAAUGACGAUCAGCUAUAUGGUGAGUGAGUUCAUGGUCGACCAGAGCGCGCCGAUGGAAGCGAGAUUUGCUGUUUUCCGCUACUAUGGAAGCUUCUCGGCAACCCUUCUGACGAUGUUCGAGGUACUUUUUGCAAACUGGGCACCACCGUGUCGAAUCUUGAUCGAUUACGUGAGCGAGUGGUAUGCCUUGGUGUUCAUCAUCUACCGUUGCUUUGUUGGCUUUGCUGUGCUCAACGUCGUGAAUGCAGUCUUCGUCCAAAGCACCAUGAAGGUUGCUGCAGCAGACGAGGAGGUCAUGGCCAGGGAAAAGAGGAAGGCAGAGCUGGCCUUCCAACGCAAAGUCUCGGCAUUGUUUAGGCAGGCCGACAUCUCUGGCGACGGGAAGAUAGACAUGAAAGAGUUCAAGAGGCUUCUCAAGGCUCCGAAGCUCCAGCUGUGGUUGAGCCAGUUGGAAAUCGAGACCACGGAUUUGUGGGGCCUCUUCCAGAUGCUAGACACAGGCGAAGGUGAGAUUUCCUUGCAGGAGUUUGAAGCUGGCACAAUGCGAAUCAAGGGAAUGGCGCGCAGCUUCGAUCUAGCCCAAGUGCACCGGUUGGUGGAGAGGCUAAGCCUGAGAAUUGAGGAGAUUGCAAGGCAGCUGCCGCCGGCCCGUUGA
Symbiodinium sp. CCMP2592 is the source of this 1557-nucleotide messenger RNA. The record is from the annotation of a GenBank genome assembly. Lineage: Eukaryota; Dinophyceae; Suessiales; Symbiodiniaceae.